Messenger RNA from Felis catus (domestic cat), 757 nucleotides. Its product is annotated as small ubiquitin-related modifier 2-like. The record is from RefSeq and is a predicted model, not a curated record. NCBI's taxonomy places the organism in Eukaryota, Metazoa, Chordata, Mammalia, Carnivora, Felidae. The coding region runs from base 1 to 288 and encodes 95 amino acids. Gene Ontology annotation, cellular component: nucleus. The transcript has a single exon. Gene Ontology annotation, molecular function: ubiquitin-like protein ligase binding; protein tag activity. Gene Ontology annotation, biological process: protein sumoylation.
AUGGCCAACGAAAAGCCCAAGCAAGAAGUCACAACUAAGAACAAUGAUCAUAUUAAUUUGAAGGUGGCAGGGCAGGAUGGUUCUGUGGUGUACUUUAAGAUUAAGAGGCAUACGCUACUCAGUAAACUGAUGAAAGCCUACUGUGAGCGGCAGGGUUUGUCAAUGAGGCAGGUCAGGUUCCGAUUCGAUGGGCACCCGAUCAAGGAAACGGACACACCUGCACAGCUGGAAAUGGAGGACGAAGACACAAUUGAUGUGUUCCAGCAGCAGACAGGAGGUGGCUACUAAACAGGGAUCCCGCCACUUUACUCUAGAACUCGGUUCCUCCAGACCAAGAAGAUAGGCUCAAUUAGAAAACCACAAUUCGGUUCUACCACAUCAUGACUACUACAGAACAGCUUUCUCUGUUCCUUCAUUUUCCCUUCCCCAUUCCUUUAUUGUAUAUAGAGCAACUGUGUAUGUGCACAACCACAUUGCAUUUGUUUUUAACUAAACGGUCAAUGGUAUGUUUUGACUGACAUCAAGUGGGGAAAAAUACUGGUUCCGUGAAAAUAUCCCUUUUCUCCAUUAGUAGCAUGCUCCUUCAGCUCUUAUCUUUAUAUUCGAGUAAGUUGUUUUGCUCUCGUGGUUUAACAAAAAAAGAACAACAUAAAAAUCUUUGCCCACGAUCAUGCGAUUGAAGAAUUUUAAUGCCCUUUAUUUGUGAUUGUGAAAGCAGCGAUAAUUUUAUAACUUUUUUGUAUGUAGGUAUUACAUG